AUGGCGCUCAGAAUGCUGGCAGACGUUUGUACCAGACGUUUAAAAAGUAACUGUGUGAUUUUACAAUGGCAAAAUAUUGCUUGUCGAUAUUCCACAGCAGCACACACUCUCCGCGUAAAGCAAAAUAUAAAAGAAAAACGAAAAGAAGCUUUACUAGGCGGAGGUCAGAAAAAAAUUGAUAUUCAACAUUACAAGGGGAAGCUCACAGCCAGGGAAAGGAUACAGUUGUUGUGUGAUCCCCAGACCUUUGUGGAAUACGACAUGUUUGUGGAGCACAUGUGUUCAGACUUUGGCAUGGACAAACAGAAGUACCCCGGAGACUCAGUCAUCACCGGGCACGGGCUCGUCAACGGGAGGCGGAUGUUUCUCUUCAGCCAGGACGCCACCGUGUUCGGGGGUAGCUUGUCCAGCGCGCACGCCAACAAAAUCUGCAAGGUGAUGGAUAAGGCAAUGCUGGUUGGAGCGCCGGUCGUAGGGCUGAACGAAUCUGGCGGUGCCCGCAUUCAGGAGGGGGUGGAUUCCCUGGCUGGCUACGCCGACAUAUUUUUGAGGAAUGUGAUGGCUUCCGGAGUUAUACCGCAGGUCUCGCUGAUAAUGGGUCCGUGUGCUGGCGGGGCAGUCUACUCCCCAGCUAUCACGGACUUCACGUUCAUGGUCCAUGACACUUCCUAUCUGUUCAUCACGGGUCCAGAUGUCGUGAAGUCUGUGCUGAACGAGGACGUGACCCAGGAGCAGCUGGGGGGAGCACGGACGCACACCGCCGUGUCGGGCGUGGCACACAACGCCUUCCGGGACGACAUAGACGCCCUCCUGCAGCUGCGCAGGUUCCUCGGCUUCCUGCCCCUGUCCAACCGAGACCCGGCCCCCGUCAGGGCGUGCGACGAUCCUUGGGAUAGAGAUGCUCCAUCACUAGACACGAUUGUACCGCAAGAAUCAACUUCAGCUUAUGACAUGUUGGAAGUUGUGAACAACAUUGUGGAUGAUGGAGACUUAUUUGAAAUAAUGCCAAAGUAUGCAAAGAAUUUAAUCGUAGGAUUUGCCAGGAUGAAUGGUCAAACUGUUGGCAUUGUAGCAAACCAACCUAAGAGUGCUUCAGGUGUUUUGGACAUCAACGCCUCUGUGAAGGGUGCGAGGUUCGUGCGGUUCUGCGACGCCUUCAACAUCCCCAUCAUCACCCUGGUGGACGUCCCAGGGUUCCUCCCGGGGACCGGGCAGGAACACAACGGGAUCAUCCGGCACGGGGCCAAGCUGCUGUACGCCUUCGCGGAGGCGACCGUCCCCAAGAUCACCGUCAUCACCCGCAAGGCAUACGGCGGUGCGUACGACGUGAUGUCUUCCAAGCACCUCCGCGGUGACAUCAGUUACGCCUGGCCGACUGCGGAGGUCGCAGUGAUGGGAGCCAAAGGAGCAGUUUCCAUCCUCUACAAGAGCAAGCCAGACGCAUCUCGCUACGAAGAGGCCUACGUGGAGAAGUUCGGCAAUCCGUUCCCUGCAGCUGUCAGAGGUUUUGUCGAUGACAUAAUUGAACCAAGAACAACUCGGUGGAGGAUAUGCCGUGACCUAGACCUGCUGGCCAACAAGAAAGUGACAAAUCCUACAAAGAAGCAUGGAAACAUUCCACUGUGAGAUACAGAAACCCAAAGUCUGUGAGAUGUAUACGUAUUUUCAAACUUUUUUUUUAUUGAUAAUCAGCUAAUCGUAAGAUAUUUUGAUAAUGAAUAUACCUGUUUAUUUUUAUACUAAUUGUUAAUAUGGAAAAUAUAUUUCCAUAGUUGUAUAUUUUUGAAAAUGUUUUUAAAUUUUAUAUAUAUAAAAAACUAUACUUUUGUACAAAAAAAAUUGUUACCAUUACUACAUAACAUUAAGUUUUGUACCACACUAUCAGUGUAUUCAGUAGGUAGUUGACACCACACUAUCAAUGUUAUCAGUAGGUAAGGUAUUUGAGGAGCUAUUGACUUGUCUACAGUCAUAAAUUUUGAAUCAUCAGCUCAAUUCAGUUGGUACAUGGACAGAACCAACAGCCAGCAUGUUUAAGGGGAAGAGAUGGUUAUGAACUUUGUUUUAUUUCAGCUGAAUUCUUGUAGAAGAUGUCUUCGGACAUGUACAAAACUUUAUAAACAAAAAUUUUCAAGCAAA
This is a messenger RNA of Bacillus rossius redtenbacheri, 2136 nucleotides long. RefSeq names its product propionyl-CoA carboxylase beta chain, mitochondrial-like. The record is from RefSeq and is a predicted model, not a curated record. The transcript has 10 exons. Gene Ontology annotation, molecular function: propionyl-CoA carboxylase activity. Lineage: Eukaryota; Metazoa; Arthropoda; Insecta; Phasmatodea; Bacillidae. Bases 1 to 1626 code for a protein of 541 amino acids. Gene Ontology annotation, cellular component: mitochondrion.